Messenger RNA from Manis pentadactyla (Chinese pangolin), 5033 nucleotides. It is a transcript of the gene CDK15, whose product is annotated as cyclin dependent kinase 15. The transcript has 14 exons. NCBI's taxonomy places the organism in Eukaryota, Metazoa, Chordata, Mammalia, Pholidota, Manidae. Gene Ontology annotation, biological process: protein phosphorylation. Gene Ontology annotation, molecular function: cyclin binding; ATP binding; cyclin-dependent protein serine/threonine kinase activity. The record is from RefSeq and is a predicted model, not a curated record. Gene Ontology annotation, cellular component: cytoplasm; nucleus; cytosol. Bases 125 to 1435 code for a protein of 436 amino acids.
CCUCAUGUGAGCCAUAUGAAAGCUCUAGCCUAGCUGACCUCUGGCAAAAAGGGAGUGAGCGAGGACAGGAGAGGCACAGGGGAAAAGGUUCAAGUGCUGGUUUUCUUCUUGAACCUAGAAGAUUAUGGGUCAAGAGCUGUGUGCAAAGACUCUCCAGCCUGGAUGCAGCUGCCAUCGCUGUUGGGAGGGAGCCGAUGCACACAGCUGUCAGAGGAGUGUGCCUGUGACCAUGGAGUCUGCGAUCGAGCUAACAGACCUAAAAGAAGCAUCAUGUUCCAUGACUUUAUUUCACCCCAGGGGACUUCAGGCAGUCCAUGCCCGGAAGUUCAAGAGUAAAAGGCCACGGAGUAACAGUGAUUCUUUUCAGGAAGAGGAUCUGAGGCAGGGUUUUCAGUGGCAGAGGAAGAGCCUCCCUUUUGGGGCAGCCUCAUCUUACUUGAACUUGGAGAAGCUGGGUGAAGGUUCUUAUGCUACAGUUUACAAGGGGAUUAGCAGGAUAAAUGGACAGCUAGUGGCUUUAAAAGUCAUCAGCAUGAAUGCAGAGGAAGGAGUCCCAUUUACAGCUAUUAGGGAAGCUUCUCUCCUGAAGGGUUUGAAACAUGCCAAUAUUGUGCUCCUGCAUGACAUAAUCCACACCAAAGAGACACUUACAUUCGUUUUUGAAUACAUGCACACAGACCUGGCCCAGUACAUGUCUCAGCACCCAGGAGGGCUUCAUCCUCACAAUGUCAGGCUUUUCAUGUUUCAACUUUUGCGGGGCCUGGCAUACAUCCACCACCACCAUGUUCUUCACAGGGACCUGAAACCUCAGAACCUACUCAUCAGUCAGCUGGGAGAGCUCAAACUGGCUGAUUUUGGUCUUGCUCGGGCCAAGUCCAUUCCCAGCCAGACCUACUCGUCAGAAGUAGUGACUCUGUGGUACCGCCCUCCUGAUGCCUUGCUGGGAGCCACUGAAUACUCCUCUGACCUGGACAUAUGGGGGGCAGGCUGCAUCUUUAUUGAAAUGUUCCAGGGUCAGCCUUUGUUUCCUGGAGUUUCUGACAUCCUUGAACAGCUGGAGAAGAUCUGGGAGGUGUUGGGAGUCCCUACAGAGGAUACCUGGCCUGGAGUUUCCCAGCUACCUAAUUACAAUCCAGAAUGGUUCCCACUGCCUAAGCCUCAGACCCUUCAGAACGUCUGCAACAGGUUGGGCAGGGUUCCUGAAGCUGAAGACCUCGCCUCCCAAAUGCUGAAAGGCUUUCCUAGAGACCGUGUCUCUGCUCAGGAAGCCCUGGUCCACAAUUACUUCAGUGCCCUGCCAUCUCAGCUGCACCAACUUCCUGAUGAGGAAUCUUUGUUUACAGUUUCAGGAGUGAGAUUAAAGCCAGAAAUGUGUGACCUCUUGGCCUCCUACCAGAAAGGACACCACCCAGCCCAGUUUAGCAAAUGCUGGUGAAAAGAAAGGGGGAUAUCCUCAAGAGUCUUCCAGGUCUCAUUACUGCUAUUUCUGCUUUGAUUUGCUUCAGCUUACUAAGAAGCUUCAAGUCAAACUCCACACUGGACCAGGAGUGCUAUACCAUCACCUGUGUCCUGGCAUACUUUAAACAUGAUGUCUGGGGCAAUGGUACAUAAUACUUGCAGAAAAAGCAAUGAAAGGUUAUUGCUAUUGUCAUCUGCCCAAAUUUAACAGUGACGAGCUCAACAAUUAGACAUAGACUGAAAUACUCUGGACUUCUGAAUAAUUUCAUCCAUUUCAUUAUUUGACAGCAAGAUCCCUGGGCCAGAAGGGCAACAGGACAGAUGGGAGACUGACAAUUGAAAGAAUGUGGAGGCAGAGCUGAUGCUUACAGAGGCCUGUCACUCCUGCGUCCGUGUACGAUUUUCCCCAACAAAAGGACUUCUGUGGCAAGGAGAGGAUUAGUCUAAAGUUUAGAAAAGUCUCCAGGGAAGAUGGUUUCUUGGAUAAAGUUGUCAAUGAAAGGACUCACUUAAGACUCUUCAUUAUGAUUUCCUAGGGGGCAUUUCUGCCUUCACUAACUACUCCACCGCAGCCAGAUUUUAAGCAUUUGGAUUGAAUUGCAGGUUUGAGUUAAAUUUCAGGCUGUCUCCUUCUCCUGAAUCCUAAUUGUCCAUGAUGACAGCAAAAGUGAUGAGGAAUCUAAGCUCUGAUUUGAUAGUGGAGAUACUGAAUAGACAUAUAAUAGCAAGUGUUCCCAAAGAUGUAAUUUAAGCCCUGUUGCAUUAUCAGGCACAUAUGUGUGUGCACACAUGUAACCCUCAAGUGAAAUGAGAGAUCUGUCUUGGCUAACACAUGUAUCAUUUUCUACAAUGACUCCUAAAAGAAACCAGGUAAAUGCAAGUUACUUUGUCUAAGGAUCGUCUACUCAGGAAAUGUAAUAACCUAGAAACUAGAGACCUCUAUAUAGCCUUUAGAAGAACAAGGAGGGACUAAAUAAGAAUUUUAAAAAAUAGUACCUGUUCACUCGAAGUCUGAAGUCUGAGAUGGAAGCAGGAAAAAUGCAUUCAGGGGGUCCAAAGAAAUCUACCUUAGUGAUUAGAUUUUAGUGAUUUUAGAAUGGCAUUUGACAAAGCCUGUCCAUAUACACCUGAAAGAUGAAACUGUAGGGGCUGGAUGAUGGGGCAGAUGUGUUCAAAGACUGGUGGCUAUUCAACCAAGAGAGAGGCUAGUAGAGGCUAGUGUGAUACAAGGUUCAGCCUUGACUCCCAUUCUGGUCAAAUGUUUUCAUUCAUCACUUGAAUAAAAUCAGAGAAGGUGCACAAUUUAUUCAUACAUCUCUUUGAAGCAGGUACUAUUAUUAUUAUUAUUAUUAUAUUACUUCCAUUUUACAAAAGUAGAAACUGAGGCUCUGAGUAGUUCAAUAAGUCCUCCAGAGCAGUACGCCAGAGUUAAGGUGCAUAUUUGAGGUUUGACCAUUUCCAGUGUCUGUGAUCUUUCCAAUAAUCACAUACCCAUCAAAUCACAUACACAAGUCUUGAAGAGGCUGCUGAUGGUUAGCACUGGAUCAUGGUUCAAAGCAUUGAGAUCUUGCUAAAAGCUAAUAUGUACCGCUACUUACCUAUUAGAAUGACCAAAUUCCAGAACACUGACAACACCAAAUUGCUGGGAGAAAUAUGGAACAAGAGGAACAAACUCUCACUCAUUGCUGGUGGGAAUGCAAAAUAGUACAGCCACUUUGGAAGACAGUUUGGUGGUUUCUUACAAAACUAAACGUACCUUUAGGAUAGAUCCAACGACCACAUCUCUUGGUGUUUAUCCAAAGGAGUUGAAAACUUGUGUCCACACAAAAAGCCUUAUUUUAUAGCAGCUUUAUUUAUAAUCACCAAAACUUGGAAAAAACUAAGAUGUCCUUCAGUAGAUAAUGGAUAAAUAAACUGUGGUACUUUCAGACAAUGAAAUAUUAUUCGAAGCUUAAAAGAAAAAUGGAGGCAUGGAGAAACUUAAAUGAAUAUUACUAAGUGAAGGAAGCCAAUCUGAAAAGGUUAUAUACUAUGUGAUUUCAACUGUGUCACUCUUGAAAACGCAAAACUGUGGAGACAGUAAAAAUGUCAGUGGUUGCCAGGGGUUGCUGUAAGGUAGUGAUGAGUAGAUGGAGCACAGGGGAUUUUUAGAACAGUGAAACUAUAUACAAUAUAAUGGUAGAUAACACGGCAUUAUAAAUUUGUCCAAGCCCAUAGAAUAUACAAUAACAAGAAUGAAUCCCAAUGUAAACUGUGGACUUUGAAUGAUAACGAUGUGUCAAUGUAGGUUCAUUGAUUGUAACAAAUGUACCACUCUGGUGGGAGGUGUGGAUAAGGGGGAGGCUGUGCAUGUUUAGGGCCUGGAGCAUAAGGAAAAUCUCUGUAAUUUCUGCUAAAUAUUGCUGUGAUCCUAAAAUUGCUUUAAAAAUACAGUCUAUUACAGUGACUGCAAUGUCAUGUUUGUGGGGAGGGAUUUGAUAAUAUGGGUGAAUGUCAUAACCACAUGUUGCUCAUGUGAAACCUUCAUAGGAUUGUUUAUCAAUGAUACCUUAAUAAAAAAAUAGUCUAUUAAAAACAAAAAAAGCUAAUGAGUAAAAAGCCAAAAUAACAUUUAUUCCUAUCAAAUUUCAUCUGAUUUAAUUCCUUACACUUGAGGCUUAAAAUGUCAACAAGGUAAGUGAGGCUGUUACCUAGUGGAAAUUGGCACUUUGAAGUACAAUAUGAAUUAAUGGUACUUCUGGCUGCCCACAAAAAGUACUGCUAAUAUUUUUGAUGAUAUAAGUGACAGAAUAGGAUGGUGUCCCAGAAAAGGGAAAUGGUUUUUUCUCUACUGAACAGGUCACAUCUAAAUUAUUGUUAAGCUUAACUCUACCCAUCACACUUUAAAAGAAACAUCAUAUUAAAGUAAGUGUGUAUUGUACAUCUGUUAGUAUACAGAUCUAAUCCUGUUUAAUCCUCUAAACAAGACUAAGAAGUAGGUGUAAUUAUUCUCGGUUUUACAGAGAAGAACACAGAAUGUUGAAGUAGCUGGGAUUUGAUGCUCAGACUCUGUCCCCAAAGUCUGUGCUCUCCCUGCCCCCAGACCCAACUCUGUGCUGUGUGCUCUGGAGGGCACCCAGUAGAAGAGAGGGCAUGGAGAUAAGGCACAAGGAGGAAUAGCCCCAUGAGGAAACCCAGGGCGAUGUUCUUGUGUAGGCAGACACCUGACUUUUAAAAACACAAUUUUUGUUUAAUUUGGUGUGUUAAGUUAUUUUAGUGAUGCUUACUUAUUCAGUCACUAGUGCUAUUCACCUAAUAUUUCUGUCUCCUUGACUGGACAGCACUUCCUGGCCCUACAGUGCACACACAGGGCUGUAUGAGUAGUGACAGCCCAUGAAUUGUGAAUGGAAGUAAUAUGUGUCACUGCUGAGCCAGGCCUUCAUUUGAUUGUCAGUGCAAGAGGCUCCAGAUCUCUGUUUUUCCCUCUGUUACAGUGACCAGAGCAUUCAAGAUAGUUCCAGAAUGAGGAGAGGUAGAACAGAGUCCCCACAUGAUAUUUGAUGAAUGUAUAGUGUAAAAGAGAAAUAAAACUGUGU